AUGGAAAAACCCGACAAAACUAUGGUUGGGGCUGUUGAGGAGGCUCGGCCGACGGUCGCAGAUCUACACGGCGAUAAUCUAUUUGCUCAAGCCGCCAAAAAGUAUUGGCUUACGGAGAAACCUGUGAGGUUUAAGCCAGAAGCUUUGAAGGCGGAAUUCUACGACCCACUGGAGAAGGAUGGCUUUCGCUUCCGGUCACUGCUAAUCCUUGAGAACCUUCAGUUUCUUGAAAAAUUAUUAUGGCCCAAUUUCACGGAAACUGCCUCGAAUUACCAUGUCGUACUGAUCGCGCUGAUGGUGAACGUCAAGAGGCGGGAGAAUCUCAAAAUUUGGGAGUACAUAUCUUUGUUGCCCGACCAUUUCCCACCUCUCUUCCGUCGCAUAUUGUUUAUGACCAUUGAUCGCGGGACCCCCCAACCCAUAAGAAACCACCUUUUAACCUUCAUCGUUACCGCAUUUCAAUCGCUCGAUAGUGGUCUAGUGAGGAAAGAGUGUGCUCCGCUAGUUUCGAUAUCCAUAUGGAACAAUCUUUCAAGUGAAGAAGUACGGAAUGCACGGCUGGCAAAAUACCCCCAGACCAAGAAAGCGUGGAGGGCAGCUGGAAAGCGGUUUGAUUCAGCCGAUGAUAGCACAAAGGAUCGGUUGCGAUUCGAUAGACUGUGGCUUUUUGAAAUGAUUUUGGAUUUCUUAAACAUGAUGUAUAAGCCAUUGGAUCAACAGGAAGGUGAUAUCCUCAAUUAUUGCGAGCGGUUCAUUGAGCUUCUAACGGAUCUCGAAUCUCAGAUGCCGACAAGGCGAUAUGUUAACUUCUUGUUAAAGGAUCUACACGUGCUCACAGCAAUUAAAUUAUCACCCCUUUAUACGAGUUCUGAGAAUGGUCUAUUCCGUGAUCUUUAUGCAUUGCUCUUCCAUUACAUCAACUUUUCGAUUGACGAUCACACUGGAUUGCAGCUUUCCCAGGAGGAGUCCCGACAAAUACAUAAUGCAGAUUUAGCAAAACUCCAAAGAACAGCGUUCAAGCAUUUCAAAGAUAAAUUGACUAUUCUAGCUCUAGCCAAUUACGGGAGCAUUGGGCAACGAGAUGAACUCGCGUCCCACAUUGCAGAGUUGGGGGAUGGAGAGGUGGUAGAGUUGUGCCACCUGUUAGGGCUACGCACAGAAUAUCCACAAAAGGUUGUUAUGUCUGUAGACCGAGCUUUUUUGACAGAGGCAAUAUUAUUGUGUCAUGAGAAGAGAAAGACAUUUCAGGAACAGGCGAAGGAAUUGCCCGUGUUGCCAAACCAGGAUACACUCUUUGAGUCUUCUUUACUCCGUAAUGAAUAUUAUGACGGGUCUGGGCCUCUAGCCAUUCCUAAACUCAAUUUGCAAUACUUGACUGUCGGGGACUUUCUAUGGCGGUCUUUUAUCCUUUAUCGAUGCGAAGCAUUUUUUGCAAUUCGAAGAGAUAUUGAGGAUUCGUUACAUCGUCUUGCGCCAAAGCUUUUGCACCCAAGUAUGACUACCCAGUUCCACGGGUUCUCCAAGAUGGCUUUAUUGAUCACAAGACCUUCAAUACUUGAAACGGCCCCACCCAAAGUCGGCGAAGAGAAGCCAGCGUAUGUUCGUGCAGAAAUUAGUCUUGACUACGCUCGGCUCUCCGAAGACGUUCGGCGCGAUUGGGACUCUCUUCGGCCAGAUGACGUGGUCUUUCUACUUGCCGUUAAGGGAGUUGAUGAGGGCGACCGAGUGAUCACCAAUGGAUCGCCCGAUAAACUGAAUACGGCGGAAAAGUUCGGGGUCAAGUACUUGAGGGCCGCAGAAGUCAUACAGCUGCUUGAUCAGGAUGGGCGACUAAUUAAAGCCGGCGAUGGCCAGGCUCGGAGAGCGGGUGGAAGGCGUAGGCUCCAUGUUCGCCUAGAUCCGGAAAUGUACAAGAUCGACGCAGAUGACCUGAAGGCCGGCAAGCCAGAUGCCUACGACUCCAUAAACGUGUUGAUCAGGCGAAAAGGAAGAGAAAACAAUUUCAAGCCUGUCCUUGAGUCAAUUCAAGAACUUACUCAGGCUGACGUGCCCAUGCCGAUAUGGCUACAGGAGGUCUUCCUAGGAUAUGGGGACCCGGCCGGGGCACAUUACUCCAAACUUCCGAAUCAGCCAAGGUUGGUUGAUUUCCGGGACACAUUCCUUGAUUGGCAACAUUUGGUAGAGAGUUUCCCAGGAAAAAAACUGAAGCCCAAGGAAGGUUCGCAAGAGGGGUGUGAUCCUCCCUAUGUGAUCUCGCAAAAAACUGCCGCAGAGCAACCCAAGCCCGCAAGGAAGCGCAGAAGAGGCCAAGAGGAUAACCCCGACAAGGAGGAAUCCUUGGAGGUCUCAACCUAUAAGCUUCCGAAUAUGGGGCCUUAUCCAAUUGAUGUGCCGCGUUCGAAUCAUAUCAAGUUUACCCCAACACAAGUAGAGGCUAUCCGCUCUGGCACCAACCCCGGUCUUACAGUGAUUGUCGGCCCGCCCGGGACUGGAAAGACUGAUGUCGCUACUCAAAUCAUCAGCAACCUGUAUCACAAUUUUCCUGCCCAACGCACUCUAUUAAUAGCCCAUAGCAAUCAAGCCUUGAAUCAACUUUUUGAGAAGAUCACCGCUCUAGAUAUCGAUGAGCGGCAUUUGCUUCGAUUGGGGCAUGGCGAGGAGGAGUUGAAAACAGAUACCAAUUAUAGCAAGCAGGGGAGGGUGGAAUCCUUCAUGGACAACCGCGUGAAACUGUUGGCAGAAGUUGACCGAUUAGCUGCCACUCUAGGCGCUCCCGGUGCGCAUGGUGAUUCCUGUGAGACUGCGGAUUACUUCAAUCUAGUUUAUGUUAAGCCAGCGUGGGCGAGGUAUCAGAAAGUGCUGUCUGAGGGAGGACUCGCGUUGGAGAAGCUCUAUGACAGCUUCCCAUUCCAUCAGUACUUUUCGAAUGCUCCCAAGCCGAUGUUUUCGCAGGGCUUGUCCCUGGAGGAAGCCAUCGAGGUAGCAGAGGGUGGCUAUAGGCACAUUGGGAAAUUGUUCACGGAACUGGAGGAUAUUAGGCCGUUCGAGUUACUGAAAACUUCAAGGGACAGGCAGAAUUAUUUGCUCACCAAAGAAGCAAGGAUCGUCGCUAUGACCUCGACCCAUGCCGCAAUGAAGCGCGCCGACAUUGCGAAGCUGGGCUUCGAGUAUGACAACGUCGUGAUGGAAGAAGCCGCACAGAUCACGGAGGUUGAGACUUUCAUCCCGCUAGCCCUGCAAUCUCCGAGGGGAGGCGAGCUUCCCCUGCAGCGCGUGGUACUAUGCGGAGAUCACUAUCAGAAUUCACCCAUUGUGCAAAACAUUGCAUUUAGGCAGUACGCCAAUCUUGAGCAGAGCCUAUUUGCAAGGUUGGUAAGGUUGGGGGCCCCAACCGUCAAUCUAGACCAACAAGGACGUGCGCGCGCGUCUAUUUCUAGGUUGUACAAUUGGCGCUAUCGCGAGCUUGGGAAUCUGCCUCUAUUGGAAUCGCAGCCGGAAUACCAGACUGCGAAUGCUGGUUUCCGCCACGAAUUCCAAUUCAUCAACGUUAAGGAUUAUAAGGGCCAGGGAGAGUCCGAGCCCACGCCACACUUUAUCCAGAACCUUGGAGAAGCAGAAUACGCGGUGGCUAUAUACCAGUACAUGCGUCUUCUCGGCUACCCCGCCGAAAAGAUAACCAUACUGACCACAUACCUUGGCCAACGUUCCCUCAUCCGGGAUGUUCUCAAUCGACGAUGCGCGAAGAUCUCCUUGUUCGGAAUGCCCGCAUCCUUGACCACAGUGGACAAGUACCAGGGAGAACAAAACGACUACGUGAUCCUCUCCCUCGUUCGCACGAAUCGCGUUGGCUACUUGCGUGAUAUCCGCCGCAUGACAGUUGCCCUGUCCCGUGCCCGGUUAGGCUUGUAUGUAGUUGGCCGCCGGGAGGUCUUCGAAAGUUGCUACGAGCUGUCGGAAGCAUUCUCCCGUUUGCUGGAGAACAAGAGCGAUAAGCUUGAAAUCGUUACCGGCGAGAUGUGGCCUACGGAUAGGAGGGAGAAAACUAAGGAGGGGACAGAAAUGGAGAACGUGGAGCAUAUGGGCCAAUACGUUUACGAGAUGACCAAGACAAGAGGAGAGCAUGAGGCCGGUCAAGCAGUAGCAGCUUCUCUCGUGCAAUAAAAAAUCUCCCGGGUCUGGUUAAACCAGUGUUGGACACCAGCUGGUGCGGGGAAUUGUGUAAUAGUAUUCUCUUCAUUUUAUACCGAUCAAGUUGCAAAAGG
Molecule: messenger RNA, 4262 nt
Organism: Tuber melanosporum (Perigord truffle)
Lineage: Eukaryota; Fungi; Ascomycota; Pezizomycetes; Pezizales; Tuberaceae
Exons: 12
Coding region: 1-4161 (1386 amino acids)
Biological process (GO): mRNA splicing, via spliceosome
Cellular component (GO): catalytic step 2 spliceosome
Molecular function (GO): mRNA binding; helicase activity
Source: RefSeq, a predicted model, not a curated record